This is a messenger RNA of Didymodactylos carnosus, 1289 nucleotides long. Lineage: Eukaryota; Metazoa; Rotifera; Eurotatoria; Philodinida; Philodinidae. The record is from the annotation of a GenBank genome assembly.
AUGUCUAUUGAUGUUGAGAAGAUCCCGUUGUCGAAACGUAGAUUUUACGUUGAUAAAGAUUUUCAAUUAUUCAGUAAUGGGAAACAAUCAAAAGCUGAAAAAGCAAAAAUUUUGAAAAAAGAACUAUUACCCGAAUAUCAAUUAUCUGUACAUAUGCAAGAAAAUUUAGAUGAACAAUCGCAUGGAAAAUUAUGGAAAUUAUUGCGUGAUUGUGAUGCACAAGAAGUUCUAAAUGAAAGAACAUCCUUACUAAUCAGAGGGCUUGAAAAUGCGUAUUAUAGAACUCAAAAGCCAUUGUCUGUACCGGAUAUUUCAAAACGAUUGUCACCAGGUACUCCUGUGUGGUUAUAUUUUAAAACGACAUGUGAUGUUAAACCGGAUCUAAAAUCAGCAGAAAUAAUUAGUUAUGAACAAAAAGAACGUCUUCGAUAUGGUUAUCGGCAACAGCAACAAUUACAAUCAAAAUCCAAUUUAGUUGCCCAUAAUACAGACAAUUGUACACAGACAAUGCAAGAACAACUCACAUCUCUUACGGCUAAAUCGCCACACACAUCAAAUUGUUUAUUACUUUCAAUGGGAACAUUUCACGAUGCCGGAACAUACAAUUGCCAUUAUCAGUCAGAAGAAGGUCUUGAUUCAUAUGAAAUUGAAUUUCGUCAAACUCCACAAUCAAUCAUAAUUCGCAGUCGUCCAUGUUCAGAUUAUUCACCACAAGAUGAUCAACUGUAUAAUAAACAUUUGUAUUCGACAGUAAUUUCACAUGAAACCAUUGAACCUUAUAUAGUUCUCGUUUAUAAAGAUGUUCAAAAAUAUAUUGACCUCUAUUUUCCAUUAAUUUAUGCCAUUAAAUCUGUCGUCGAAGUAACGAUCGAUGAUGUUAAUGGACAAACAAUUAAACGAACACGUUCAAAUCGAUUUCAUCGUUUUUCAACAAAAGUUAUCUCUCAGACUUCAGUGUUACAUGUUCGAUUACCAAUGUAUAAUUACUCAAUUAAAAUGAUUAAUGAUUUAUCAUCAACGCUAGCUGAAAAUGGUAUCAAAUUAGUUUACGGAAAUAUAAAAAUAGAAUAUUUUAGUCCCACCUAUGUAUCACCGUAUGAACAUAUUCAGUUUAGUUCUUAUAUUGCCAAUUAUGCUUGGGAUAUGUUAUUGUCAUUAGGUAAGACUUUUUGUUACUAACCCAUUGGAACUUUUGGAAAUAAUUAGAAAUUAAUGCGAACUAAUUUAAAAAAGUUUCAUAUUAAAUUAGUGCACAUUCAGUUUUUUCUGAUUAAAAAUCAAUUUAAAUU